UAUAUCACCUCCACAUCUUUGGCUCUCUCUCUUUCUCUCUCUCUCUCCGUCGAUUUGAUCUUUUGAUAGUUCUGAUUGUAACUAUAGAUUUAGUUUUUGCUAGGUCACUGAACAGAGCGAGAGAGAGAGAGAGAGAGGUCAGUAAAAGAAGGAGGAUGAGUUGGUGUGAUGGUUCAGAUGAUAACUACGACCUAAAUCUUGAAAGAGUAUCGAACAUAGAUCAGCCAUCGACUCAGCUCAAAGACCAAUCUCAGUCAUGUGUCACAAGCGGUCCUGAUUCGAAGAUUAUCGUUGAAUCUCCUGUUAUGGUCACUUGUCCUUCUUGUGGACAAAAGAUCCAUCACCAAGACGACCAGGUUGGUAGCAUCAAAGAUUUACCAAGCUUGCCGGCAGGAGUGAAAUUUGACCCGUCGGAUAAAGAGAUCCUUAUGCAUUUGGAGGCAAAGGUCUCAUCCGAUAAGCGAAAACUUCAUCCUUUGAUCGAUGAAUUUAUACCGACGCUCGAAGGAGAAAAUGGAAUUUGUUAUACACAUCCUGAGAAACUUCCUGGAGUAAGCAAAGACGGGCAAGUACGGCACUUCUUCCAUCGUCCAUCAAAGGCUUAUACGACCGGAACACGAAAACGUAGAAAAGUGAGUACUGAUGAGGAAGGCCACGAGACACGGUGGCACAAAACGGGCAAGACCCGACCAGUUUUGUCGCAAUCAGGAGAAGCCGGUUUCAAGAAAAUCCUAGUGCUCUACACCAACUACGGUCGCCAGAAGAAACCAGAGAAGACUAAUUGGGUGAUGCAUCAGUAUCAUUUAGGCAAAAGUGAGGACGAAAAAGACGGUGAACCAGUCCUGUCUAAAGUAUUCUACCAAACACAGCCUAGGCAAUGCGGCAAUCCGACGGAACCUAAACCGAAGAAUCUUGUAAACUUAAACCGGUUUAGCUAUGAAAAUAGUCAGACCGGAUUUGGGUAUGAGCAUGGAGGGAAAAGUACUGAAGAGACGUCACAGGUGAUUAGAGAGUUGGUAGUUCGUGAAGGUGAUGGGUCAUGUUCGUUUCUUAGGUUUACUUGUGAUGCAAGUAAGGGUAAAGAAAGCUUCAUGAAGAAUCAAUAGAGCAUAAUAUAUAUAUAUAUACUGGAGAUGGAGUAAACAUGAGGAAAAGAAUGGGGGAGAGCACAGAUUCUUUGUGUAGGUGUUGGGUAACUAUCAUAUAUAGUAACCUAGCUAUCUCAAAAGCUUUUGGGAGAUUUUAGGUUUUAACUUCUUCUUUUUUAGCUUUUAGGUUGUAACUUUAACCUCACCAGACAUGCACCUUACUAAUCUUUAAAAAAUAUAUAUAAUUUCUCUAUUUCUGAAUAAAAUAUGUCAAAACAAUACUGU
Molecule: messenger RNA, 1373 nt
Organism: Capsella rubella
Lineage: Eukaryota; Viridiplantae; Streptophyta; Magnoliopsida; Brassicales; Brassicaceae
Product: NAC domain-containing protein 10
Exons: 3
Coding region: 156-1106 (316 amino acids)
Biological process (GO): regulation of DNA-templated transcription
Cellular component (GO): nucleus
Molecular function (GO): transcription cis-regulatory region binding; DNA-binding transcription factor activity
Source: RefSeq, a predicted model, not a curated record